Liolophura sinensis is the source of this 6505-nucleotide messenger RNA. RefSeq names its product MYND-type zinc finger-containing chromatin reader ZMYND8-like. NCBI's taxonomy places the organism in Eukaryota, Metazoa, Mollusca, Polyplacophora, Chitonida, Chitonidae. The transcript is spliced from 23 exons. Gene Ontology annotation, biological process: regulation of DNA-templated transcription. The record is from RefSeq and is a predicted model, not a curated record. Gene Ontology annotation, molecular function: protein binding; transcription corepressor activity. The coding region runs from base 438 to 5969 and encodes 1843 amino acids. Gene Ontology annotation, cellular component: cytoplasm; nucleus.
UUCCUGUACGCAGAUGCCGCAGCUAGUUCAGCUCAUUUUUGCUGUAUUUGGUGCGAUUAAAUCAAGGCUACAUGUAUAAUGAAGCAGCCGUCUAUUUUUAAACUAACAGUAUAAUAUACUGUAUACAGUCCUGGAGAUCAGCUAGAGAAGAUUCAGCUACCCUAACUGGUAGACAGUGUCUGACCUUUCAUGACCUUUGCCCUUUUUGGUGACCUGAGUUCAACCCUUCCUUCCAGAUGUUAUUUUCAAUGCUAGCCAAUCAGCAGUGCAGUAGCGUGUCACAUGACCCUCAUAUUGACAGUCCCUUACUGCUCACAUGCUGCCCUGGAAGCCAUUUUGUGUGCUGUGUUAAACUAGUGUAUGAUGUGAAUUAGAACUGUGAACACUGCAGGCUGUGUUGAAUUUGACUAUAGCCUCUGUGAACCAAAAGUUACAGGAUGAAUGGUAGGAAGAUGGACUCCUCCAUGACCACACGGUCUAAAGGUUCCCAGGCUCACAACAUUACAGGAGCUGAGAAUGAUGAAGUGUGUGGUGCUAAAAGAGUCAGCAGAAGUAACAGUUUCUCCAGUGUUUCAAGUCAUACCAGCAAUUCAGAGACCACUCCAACAGUCAAAAGUCACCACAGAACAAGGUCAUCCGCUAAUUCCUCAAGAUCAAACACACCAACGCCACCUGUUGGCAAGGAGGGGAGACAAUCAAACCCAAGUACACCAGUCACUGGGACACACAAGACAAAAGACUCUAAGCCCACUCCAUCUUCUGGGAAGAAGCGGUCACUGGCAUCCAUGUUGGAGGCAGGUGACACCCCUACUGUCCCACCCCCCAAACUGAGGAAGAUAGGCAAGAAUGAUGGGACUGGUGUGAACAACAAGAACGAUUACUUCUGUUGGAUGUGCCACAGGGAAGGCAACGUGAUUGUGUGUAAAGUCUGUCCCAGAGUCUACCAUACAAAAUGCCUAGGCUUGCAAAGUAACCAGCCCAAGGACUGGGUGUGCCCAGAGUGUGAGAAAAUUCUACGGGCAGAAUGCGUGGAUACGAGGUCCAAAUCUAUGUCAAUGAUCACGCUGGACCAGCUGUGUAUGCUGCUGAAGUUUGCCCUGGAGAGAAUGCAGCACCCCACGAGUGGGCCGUUUGAGAAGCCUGUAGACCUGGCUGCUGUACCUCUGUAUGGGGACUACAUCUAUAACCCCAUGGACCUAGGACUGCUAGAGAAGAACAUAGACAGUAGGAUGUAUGGCUGUACAGAAGCUUUCCUGGCUGAUGCCAAGUGGAUUCUGCACAACUGUAUUAUCUACAACGGGACCCACCACAAACUAACUUCCAGCGCUAAGUUGAUUGUUAAGAUUUGUAAACAUGAGACAAACGAGAUAGAGAUCUGCCCUGACUGUUACAUGAACUCAUGUCUACAGAGGAAUGACAACUGGUUCUGUGAGCCUUGUAGAACGCCACACACACUGGUCUGGGCCAAACUUAAAGGCUAUCCUUUUUGGCCUGCAAAGGCUCUCAGGGAAGUGGAUGGUCAGGUAGAUGUGCGAUUUUUUGGUGCUCAUGACAGGUCCUGGGUUCCAGUAUCACAAGUCUUCCUUCUCAGUGAAACAAUACCUACAGCGUUUCGGAACAAGAAAGCUGGAGGGUUUGACCAGGCCAUGGAGGAACUUCAAAUACAUAUAGACAAGAUAAGGGAGGAGUUUGGAUCAUAUGAAUAUGCAGAAUUCCGCACGCCGUAUGACAAGAAUAAUGUCUAUCUGCACAACAAGAUGAAAAUCAACGACAAAACAGCAGCAAAGUCCGCCAAAACACUUCUUGCCAAGUCUCCAAAGACUGCAAGUUCUCCAAAAACCGCCAAACAAAUUAAAGCGAGUCCUGUUCAACUCAAAGGAGCAUCCGAUGCAAAGUCAGGAGAACCCAAAUCAACCGCAGCCAAAACUGCAUCUGCUGUGAAGAUCAAGUACAGCAGUAUUAUCACUACCAGGAGAGCUGCAGCUGCAAAAGUUGCUGCAGUUGAUAAUACACCAAUGGAGACGGAGAGUGAUUCCGUUGUGAGCUCAACAGUGGGUGCCUCAGUUACGCCUGACAGUGUUUCUGUGACAGACAAAGCCCACAAUGCUGACCCAAUCCAGCCUAAACUGGUUCCUGCCGGAUCAGAAUUGUCCGUUCCCACUAGAUCAAUAGUACAUAUUCCCACUGGAUCAAUAGUUCCAAUUAGAUCCACUCCAGCAUCCAGUGGUAAGGCUGCAACAACAACGCUACCAUCGGUACUGACGCUGAAACCGGGAGAUAUUCAUCGGCUGCGAAUCCAGAAAAUAGCUGUUGCGCCCAAGCUUGAACAGGCUCUGACGAAUAUGGCUGAAAAAGAUCCUGGUGUGAGAUUAAGGACAGGUCAGGGUUUGUUGCAGAGCAGUGUGAUGAAAGAUAAAGAAAAUAAUGUUGAAAAUACUCAGACAAAAUCAGGUGAUGAAUUAAAGACAGUAAGUUUAUCUCCGACUUUGAGCAAGGCUGUUUCUAGUGGAGACGUAAACCCACACACAAGUGACUGUAAAAAUGUGACUUCAACUGUGUGCAAUGCAAGCAUGGGUCAUGUAGACUCUGCAGGGCUUGUCACAAGUGAAAGGGCUGUUUCUAAUACAAAUGUGGGUGUGAUGAAUUCUUUACAGGGUGAAGGUGGAAGAGGUUUGAGUGAAAAACAUGCAAGCAGUGGUAGUGGUGACCAUAAGAGUGUAUUGCAAUUCAAAAGUAAUGUGACUUCAAAUGAAAGCAAUGUGACUUCAAAGGAAAGUAAUGCAAAUUACGGUGUCAGUGCCACUGGUGACUGGGCUAGAACAGAUAUCAAGGGCAGUGAAAAUAGUGCUUGUCUUGGAAAGACAAAUGAAAACACAGACAGUACAAUUGGUACAGAAUGCAAGAUAGCUGCAAGUGAUAACAGUGAUCGUAUUGAAAAUGUCAAGGAUGAAUUUCCUGCUCAAAAACUGGAACAGGACACUUCAGUAAGGGAUAACAGUGCUGCUAGUGUGACUGAAAAUAGGGAAGUAAGCGACAGUGCCAUAUUUGAGGACAGUCAAAGCAGUUCUGUAAAACAAUCUACGAUUGAUGACGGGACAUCUGCUGGCAGAAGUACAGAGGUCUCGCUGGGCGGAAAACCUGGAUGGGACCAAGUCACGACUGAGAAUAGAACUCAGGAGUCAUCACAAGCUCAGAAGAGUGCAGAAGUUUCCCCGGGAAAGUCUCAGUAUUUAGUAGGAUUGAGCAAGACGAUAGAGUCAUGCAAGGCAAAGUUGGGGAUAGACGGGAACCUGGAUGACCUCCCCUUACCUCUGGACGGCGCCUCGACGGAGGAGGACUCUGAGGAUCGGAGCGACUCUGAGGUUGGAAGUGACAGUGACGAAGAUUUGGAGGAUCCAGCUAGUUCUACAGAAGUAGAUAAGACUACCUUAGAAUCAACCAAUCAGAAGCAAGAGAAAACUGAACAGGUGUCAGGACAAGAUACGCAGAAAGAUGAAGAUUCAAACUGCGAUGAUGCUGGUCUGAGCAUGUCAUCCCAGGAAUCUGGGACGAGCAUCGCAGAGAAGAUGUCUCAAGGUAGCACGAGUAAGAGUACACAAGGCAGCUCUGGUGAUGUCACAGGGGGUCAGAGUGCUGUGUGCAGAAAGAGACUGUCUGAAGAUGAUGAUAGUAUACCAGGAGGAAAAGCUGUCAAUUCACACGUUGCUGAGGAGAGUAGUGUGAAAAAGGCAAAGCUGGAGGAAAGCUCAGACAAGUCGAAGGUCAGCAGUGCAAGGGAGACAGUUGUGUCAAAAUGUUAUGCGGAGAAUACUGAGGACGUGUCAGAGACAGGUGGUUUGAUAAUGGAGGUGGACACGGAUACAGACAGUAACAAUCUGGUGAUUGACCUUGAUGAAAACGAUGUAGUGUUGACACCGAGGAAACCCAGUGCUCAAAAAGACUCUCAGGUGAACGCAGCCCAAAGAAGUCCUGAUGUAAGCCAGGACAAAAGUUGUGAAAACCAAGGGACGCCUUCCCCACCAAAGGAUAAACACAUGGAUAGUGCCACAAAGUCUUUCAAAGCCUCAAAAGAGGCGAUAAACAUAGCAACAUUGUCUAGUUUAGGCGUUCAGGGGGCGCAACAGUUGAACAGUUGUCCCAAAAAAGGAGUUGGUCGACCAAGGAGUGGAUGCCAGGACGUAAGUCGCAGUAGAGCGAUCGUGUCUGGAACUAAAACGUGGCGACCAUUUAAAGUGUCUGACCCGCCAACUACCACGCUAGAGAACAUCACGUCUGUGGCUGUAUCUUUGAACACAACGCGCACAGUUUCUAGUGUGUCCUCUAAGUUUGUAACAGCAUCUUCAGGUCUGACCACGCCUACUGCAGUAGCCACACCCCCAGUUACUGUCACCUCGCACAGUGGUAACGUGCGGCCAACUUUAGUAUCUGCAACACCCACAUUACUUACUCUGAAGGGCAUAGAUGGCUCCAAUCAACUCCUUAAAGUCAUGUCUUUUGGGAACACGCCUCGACACAUAGCCCCUGCCCCCAGCACCCAGACACUGCCGAGCAACGCCUUUCUGGUGUCCGUACCCCCACCCCUACCCCUUAUCAUGAGCCCGCAGAGGAAAGGGUCACAGCAGCUAGCUCAGGGGCAGACAGCUGUGCCAGGAACCAUUCUGCCACCAGGGGUGACAAGCCCGUGUCAGCCUCAGCUCCAGACCGCCUUAGACCUGUCGUCGGUGCACAAAAUUAACGUGGAGAAAUACUCAGAAAAGAUAGCAGUGGCUGUGAAGGAGUCUGUAGAUGAGAUGUACAGAGACUUGUCUAGCAAGAACACCUUCCAGACUGGCAUGAAAUACCUGCAGCUGGAAUUGGAGCAGCUAAAGUGGAGACAUAAGAGAGAGAUAGAAGAGAUUAAACACAAUGUGGAAUUGACUUUAUCAGAAAUGAGGAAAGGGAUGGAAACAGAAAAGCAUGCAUUGGUGGAAGAACUAAAGAAGAAAUACGAAAAGGAUGUUAAAAAAGCUGUUGAGAAGACAAAGAAAAAACAGUGGUGUUCUAACUGUGGGAAGGAGGCCAUCUUCUACUGCUGUUGGAACACCAGCUACUGUGACUAUCCCUGCCAGACAGCUCAUUGGCCACAGCACAUGGAUAGCUGUACCCAAUCACAGAGCCCUGAGCAGUCAGCUGUCCAAACCAACCAAUCACAUUCCACAAAUGCUCAAACACCUCAAGCUGGGAAAACUGUGCCUAGGCAGGGAAGUGCCAUAUCAGCAAACAAGGAGGGAAAUUCAAGGUCAACACAGAGAGAUGAUUGGGUUCGAGACAAUAUGUCAUCAGAUCUUCUAAUUCAGCAGGAACAAAAUGAUAUUGGAAGGCGUGGCUUGCUCAGUGUGUCAGCCAAUGGGACAUCGCAUAUGAGAAACUCAUCCAAUCAGAUUCUCACCUCGAAUUCCACUCUGGUUCACGGGGGAUCGGCAAACCCAAGCCCAUACAGUGGGACGCGACAGCUGGCUGGAGAUCAGACCCCAUUACCCCAGGUCGGUCAGGUCAUGUCGGGACAAAUCCGUCAGUUGACUCAACCAACCAUGGGCCUGACGGAACAGAUGCUACGCGGGAACAAAGGAGGACAACUCCUGUCACAGAGCCGCCAAAUGCUCCAGACUGGCCAAGGGGGACAACUUCUGCAGGCAGACACAUUACAGCUACAGUUCAUCACUCAGCAGCAGGGGCAGGCACCCCACCUCCAGGCUUGUCAGGUGACUGGGCCUCACCCACAGUCACACCACGCCCAACUCUCUCACCCUCACCCCUCGCCCCACCCUCAGCCACACCCACCACUGCCCUCCCAUCUGCGAGGCUAUCACUCCGCUGUCCACCAGGUAUCUCUACCCUACUCAUGCAUGGAUCUACUCGCUGGAGUGUCGUUCAGUAGGCUGGACAUUUUCUCAACCUUUUCACAUGUGAAACAACAACUACAACUUUAGACAUAUUUAUUGUGUUAUUUGUAAGAACCAUUCUAAAGCAUUACUGUUGGUGCCGAAGUAUAUGUUUUUCCAGUUGUAUACCAUUUUACCAUACAAACAAGCCUCAAAACAUCUUUUUGAUACCAGUAAAAAGUAGAAACAGUGAAUCUGGCAGUAAGAGCAACUUAUUCAUGGACAAAAGUUUAGGGGUGUCUAUUCUUGAUACUAAAACGCAUUUCAUUAGUUGCCCAGUCUUCUGUGUAGCAUUGCAGAUAAAUACGGACAAGAAAUUCAGUAGUUAAAAUAAUGAUUUUCUGGAUUUCUGAAAAUAUUUGCUUGACAACAUGUGAAUAUUCACUUGACAACAUGUGAAAAGGGUGAAAAAUUCAGACAGAUUGCUGUGGUUUCAACAGAGCAUGCUCUAUCAUCAGGUGGUAGUAUCCUUCAUGUAGAUCAGCAUGAAACUCACUCUUACAUCAAAUCUUGCAUGGCAGUUAUGUGAUAAGUUGGUAGUACUCAAGAAACUUUCCAGUAUUGCACCACUACCUGGCUAUUAG